This is a messenger RNA of Penicillium brevicompactum, 714 nucleotides long. RefSeq names its product DUF202 domain-containing protein. The record is from RefSeq and is a predicted model, not a curated record. The coding region runs from base 1 to 714 and encodes 237 amino acids. The transcript is spliced from 3 exons. NCBI's taxonomy places the organism in Eukaryota, Fungi, Ascomycota, Eurotiomycetes, Eurotiales, Aspergillaceae.
AUGACGGAGCGUGAAACCGUCGCUGAGCCACCCAAUGCCCUCCUCACCGACUCCCGCCCAAUGACCGUCGCCGACCGCUUCGACCCAAGGGAGGGAUUCGAGCUGCACGAGAUCCAAACACACGAAGACAACCAGCUAGAUCUCUCUGAUCCAUCUGCAUCUUCAGGCGAGGAGUACGUCCCACAUCGUACCGUGUCACAUACAUCCCGCACCUCCCGUACCUCCCGCGUCUCGCGCGAUGUCCAGCCUCGCAAGGGUCUUUGGGGUCAGACCUGUCGGUUCUGGACCAGACAUGUUAUUUUGACGGUGCCGCAAAAGAGUAAUCGUGAUCAUUUCGCUUUGGAAAGGACCUUCCUCGCGUAUAUCCGUACUUCGACGGUGGUGGCGAUGCAAGGGGUACUGGUCGCCCAACUCUUCCGCCUGCAACGACCGAAGGGUCACGUUGAUCGCCUUUCAUUCCACGAUGUAGGUGUUCCAUUAUCUGUCGCAUGCCACUUUGUGGCUGUCAUUGUCGCUUUGAUUGGUGCCUUUCGUUUUUGGAAACAGCAAAAUGCCAUGGCGCGGGGGAAAAUUUAUACUGGAGGGUGGGAAUUGAAUUCUGUCGGAAUGUUUCUUUUCAUUAUUAUACUGGUGACUUUAGUCCUGUCGGUUAUUAUCCUUAUACAGAUCGACAUGACUCCAAGCGCGUUUCUCAAUCGUUUAUUGCGUCUUUGA